GAGAAGAACAAAAUUUAUUUUCACCUAUGGCAACAGGAAAACAGUCUGAGGGGUCCCUGAAUAUCAUCAAGUUGAGGGGUGGCUUUAGGCUGUUGGUUGUUAUUGGUUGUACAAGUCUGUUUGCUAUUCCUCCACCUACCUGCUUUGACCACCGUUUCAAGCAUCUUAAAAAUUCCCGUACUUUCCCCUGCAUUUUUGCUUAAAGAUCUGCAAUUAAAUUCACAUGCCUCUGUGCAUUAGGUUUUUCUUUUGGUUGGUAAAGUAGGCACGUGCUCUGUCACUCGUCAUCAGGCGUCUUUAAAAGCCUGCGGUAUUAACUGCAAAGCGCCUUGGAAGAGAUUUGCGGCCGAAGAUAUUCUCUAUAGUAUGGGUGCGCCCUGGGGGGGGGGGGGGAUCUAAAAGGAACCCUUCCCACAUUCAGAUUUACAGUACUGUACUAAUCUCUCUUCUCUCUAUGCCACCUUCCCAUGCCACCUCUCUAGAAGCAGCAGCGCCCCCUUUCCCUUUGUUUUGCUUGCGAUCGCCUUCCGUAAACAAAGAAAAGCAGGAGGCGAGCCAGCCCAAGGCCGCUCGGCCAGCCUCGGCAGCGCCGGAGCCUAGAGGGCAGUGUGAGCGCCGCCGCGGCCGCAGCCUGGAAAGGCGGAGCGGCAGGAACUGCUAAGGCGAGGCGUUUUUGACAUCAGUUCCUCUGGCUGGAAGCGGGGGGGUGGGAAGAGUUUUCUUCCCGAAAAUGCCACAAGUAGAAAGCGGCGAGCCCCGGGCGGCUGCCCUGGGGCAGGAGGCGGCGAGCGGGCGCGCCCGGUGAGGGUCUGCUGCUGCCGGCGGCGCCUUCGAGGCUGCGCGCCUCCUCUUUUCCCCUCCUGGGAGCGAAGGAGAUUCAGUUAGUGGCGGCGGCAGCAGCAGCGACGUCAACUCCGGCCCCGCUCGCCGUCGCACCCAGCAUGAGCGGCGGCGGGCGCUCGGGCGCCCGCGUGGCCGUGAAGAUGGAGGUGGCCCCCUUCUACGGCGAGGACGGGCUGGAGCUGCUCCCGGACUUCGUGCAACUGCCGGGCUUCGCGGGCGGGCCCGGCGCAGCGGGACCUGCGGGGCUGGAGCCGGCCGAGGAAAGCGCGGCGGACCAACAGCACAAGCUGCUCCUGGCCGGGAAGAAGCAGCAGCAGCGGGACUUGGUGGCGGCGGCGGCGGCCACCCCCGGCGCUGCCUUGCCGCCAACCGGUCCCUUCACCUCGCUGCGCCCCCGGGGCGGCACCAGCAACGCCGUGCACCGCCUGAUCGCCGACGCGCCCGGAGUCGGCCAGGAGGUGGGCUCGGGCGUGCUGCAGCCUCUGUUGAAGCUGCCGGCGGCCGCCGACCUCGAGCAGCUGCUGAUCCAAGCGGGCAGCCCUGGCCUGGCCGGUCCGGCCAGCCCCGGCGGCGGAGGGCCUUCGGUGGUGGCGGCGGCGGCGGCCGGGGGCUCCUUCUUGUACCGGUCUCCGCAGCCCUCGGCCCAGCAGCAGGCGGUGACGCAGGAGCAGGAGGGCUUCGCCGACGGCUUCGUGAAAGCCCUGGCCGACUUGCACAAGCAGAACCAGCUGCUCGGCGUGUCUCCGGCGCCCCUCUCGCCCACCGCCCACCCGGGGGGCCCCUGCUGCCCUCCGUCCCGCCAGGAGUCGCCCGCCGUCUACACCACCUUGGGCGGCUUCAACCCGGCCAGCCCGUCGGCCGGCGGCACUUUUUUCCCUCCCCAAGUCGUGGCUCGCCUUCCAGCGCCCGGCUCGACGGGCAGAGCUUUGGAGGAGCCGCAGACGGUGCCGGAGGCGGCCGUGGUGUCGGUUCCUCCUCCUCCUCCGCCACCUCCGGCGCUUUCGUCCGGAGACUCGCCGCCGCCGGCCUCCUCCUUGUCCCCGCUGGACGCCGAGAGUCAGGAGCGCCUGAAAGCCGAGCGCAAGAGGCUGCGCAACCGCAUCGCGGCCUCCAAGUGCCGCCGGCGCAAGCUGGAGCGCAUCGCCCGCCUGGAGGAGAAAGUCAAGGCGCUCAAAGGGCAGAACGCCGAGCUGGCCGCCACCGCCAGCCUCCUGCGCGCCCAGGUCACCCAGCUGCAAGGCCGCGUCCGGAGCCACCUCUCCAGCGGCUGCCACAUUAACGCCGCGGCGGCGGCGGCCCCGACGCAGACCUCGGCGGCAGCUAGCCAGCCCCCCGGCAGAGAAGGACCCGCAGAACCGGAGACCAGCGCUUGCUGAAGCCGCUCGACCGUCCCGCGACGGGGAGAGAUACCGAGGCGCGCACAAGCCUGCCUUGCGUGGCAGAGCGGGAAGGAUGACCCCUUGAUGGUGGCGAACCUUCAGUUCCCUCUUCUUCGGUUCCCAAAGGUGCCAUUCGGUCAUCGGAGGAGCUUGGCGAACGGAUGGGUGAAGAGGUUCCUCUCCCACACGCCCCCUAUGCACCCCUGUGCCCCCUUACCAGCUCCAAAGGGAGCCCCAAGAGCCAGAGAGAAACGCGGCGUAGUGGGAGGUGGGGAGGGAGAAGAAAUGUGGGGAGCAACAGUCUCUGCUCCUCAAGGGACAGGAUGGGACAACAGGCGCUUUGGACAGCCAGGGAAUGUUGUUUACUCCGGAAACAAAACUUUUAACAAGUACUCUUCAGUCGAAACCAAUUUGAGAUCAUUUCCAGCAUCGAUAGCUUUCCUGCCAAGUCGUGAAAGUGACGCUGAAGUGAUUAAUAACCAGAUUGUGGUGUUUGAGUUUUUCUUUCAGGAGCACAGGUCAGGUGCGCAGACAUCAAGGCGAAGGAGGGUGUGUGAAGCUGCAGCAGUUGAUGCCAUUCUGACAGUCCCCAGUUACAUCAGGAAGCCCGAGGCUGGUGAUCUUCAAAAACAAACUCCAGCUUGAAAAUGUGCUCACUUUUCUAGCUUCUCCAGCUCAAAACAAAUCUGAAAAGCUUUGCAGAUCAGACACAGAAAAAAACAAAACCAGAUUGUUGCUGGAAGUCCAAAGAUCUCUUCAAUGAUCCCACCUGAGCUUAUGGUGUGGGCAGAAGUUGUCUUUGUUGAGGACUAUAUAUUUUAGAGAGUCUUGAAUUUUUUUUAUUAUUUUUGUGGUGGAAGGUGAUUAGAGUCAACCUGUAUAGCUUUUUCUUCAAGUUGCCAGGGAUUGUUUAAAAAAAAAUCCAGUAUUUUUUGGCUGCAGGCUUAUUUAUUUAUUUCUUUAAAAAGGCUUUAGAUUUUCUAUGAUGGGGUGCUAAUUGUUUGGUAUGGGGCAUGUAUGUCAUGCAGAUUGCUAGGUGUUUUGAUAAGAGCGGUAAUAUUUUUAAAAGAUACAAUCCUUGCAGUUUGACACGGGGUAGUUUUGUGAAAUGUUUCUCAAGAAUUUGGGAUGGUCGUAGCUAAUACAGGGCUUGUCAAGUCUUAUGUACAGAGAGAUAACUUAUUAUUUUCCUGCUGUAGAAGUUUUAUAGAAUUGCUCAGACUUUGAGAGAGCCAAAAUGUAAUUGUUUAGGAAGAUACUAUAAAUAUUAUAGACGAUAUGGCAGUGUAGUUUUUCUUGGUGUAGUAAUGGAAAGUCUAAAAAUGAUUACCGUAGUUGCUGUGAGAAUGUUUUGGUUGAAUUUCUGAUGCUGGAUAAUUUGCUCAUCAUGAAUGAGUAGUGCUAAAGUACAGCAACAGAAGAUGAUGUGCCACACAAAACUAUUUAUUUAAAAAUUAGUGUUUUAAGAAGAUUGUGGGGUUUUUUCUAGACUUAUGAGCUCCAUUUUAUUUCUUGUGCCAGCACAAAUCUGGGACAUUGAUAGGCUUAUUUAUUGAAAUGCUUUGGAAUGUCACAUUUUAUUUUUAUAAUGUGCAGAAUGAUAAAAGAAAUGGUUUUGGAAGAGUAAAUAUCAGAUGAUUUAUCCUUCAUGGUGCACAUUCCAGCUGUAAUUGCUCUGUAUGGAAGUAUAGUAGCUGAGGCUGCAGUCCUAUGCCCACUUACUAAAGACUAAGUCCCAUUGAACUCAGUGGAGCUUGCCUUUGAGUAGACAUGUCUAGGGUUGCACUGCCACUUCUAUGCAGAAAAGGCUUGGUUUUUUAAAAAAAAAAUAGAACAAUUCUAUUGUACUGUGUUUUGAAUAACACAUAGAAAUGUGGGUAGUUUUUCUUCCAAGAACAGUGUAUAAGCUAUUUUAUUGCAGUUUCCAUUGUAAAUAUUUUCUAGUUCUCAGUGUGUCUGGCUGUUAACCAGAAGGUUGGUGGUUCAAGUCCACCCAGGGAUGGCUGUGGGCAGGAUUCCUCCACUGCAGGGGGGUUGGACUAGAUGACCAUCCUGACCCCUUCCAACUUCCAAUUCUGUGACUUUGUGAUUCCGGGUGGGAGGAGGAAAGAGAAGUUUGAAGUCUUUGAGGUUUGUUUUAAAGUGGGAUCAGUAAAAAGAAACUGUUGCCUGUAAUUUGUUUAACUGAGAGUUUUGACAGUUUUCUGAUCAAAGUGUGCCGUGCAAAAUCUCCUCCCCGUCCCCAGUUGUAUAGAGCAUAGUUUGGCUGCUUCUCAAAAUGCAGUUUUAUUGUUUCUGUGGUUUAUUUUAAACUUGAGCUCUUGAUAUAACAAUCGUUGCCUGGAUAUAACAUAUGAAUAGCUUGUGGCAGUGUAUAUAUAUUACUUUCCAUAAGGCAGUACUGUGACAACCUUGCUUGAGAAAUAAUGAUAAGCAGAUAUCAUAGAUUGUAUUACACAGUACCAUUUCCAUGCUUUGGAGAGCUUUUUGGAGCGAUGCUUUGCAUAUCUACUUGGAAGUAAGUCUCAGUAAGUUAAGUCAAGCUUAUUCCCAAGUUAAGUACGCAUAGGAUUGCAGCUCCAACUUAAUGACAUCAGGAGCUUUUUGUAUUUGGAACCAUAAUGCUGCAAAUAUGUGAAAUAACCAGUCUUAUCCUUUUAGAAAUGGAGAAACUUGGAAGAAAGCUUAAUUCAUUUGAUCAGUCCAUCUUGCAUUAAUUGCCAGAGUUUCAUCAAUAUGGCAGAAAAAGUACUUGAGCUUGCAUACUCUUAAAGGAUAAUAUGGCAAAGGUGGAGACUUUAUAGCAGUGCCUUAAGUGUGAGGGAUGCAAAUUAAAUAACGAGUUGUACUAAAGGUAUCACCUUAGCUGGGACCAGAGCAGCUCCUACAUUUACAUAGUUGAAAAUGCCCGAUGAUGUUACAAUGUUUUUUCUCAGGUGGGUUCUAAUCUGGAAUAUUAAAUCUAAGGGAAAAAUGCUCAGGCUUAGAUAAAUCACGGUUGUUGCUGCUUCUCAAAUGUACCUGGAAGUUGCAUGUUUCUUGCAAUUUGUUUCUUAACUUUUCUCAUAAGGGUACAUAAUAACUCUGGCUGUCUCAGAGGUUGGAGCUGGAACCUACGUUUUCUUACCUGUUGCGAUUGAUGGGGCUGCAUGCUGCAUCAUUUCUGCCAAAAGCGUAUUUUGCUUCUUGAAAUAUAUGCAGUGUUCUAGGUUGUUCACCCGUUUUGUAGCCUUUUUGCUAUCUGCCUCGUAUUUGUAUUAAAGGCUGUUGUUUUUCUACAAGUACCAGUCAUCCUGUCAGUGUCCCUGCAAGCCUGUUUAAAUGCAGUGCUGUUCAUGACUGAACAUUUUACUUUCUGACCCACCAAUAGAAUUCCUCUCAUUCCCCAGCCUCAGAUGCAUUCAAAACCAUUCCAUGUUGUGGUCUGUCCCUCUCCUCUCACCCACCCAGUUCUGAGAAUUUCUCUCUCUCUCUUUUUGCAGAGGUGAGUUAGUACCUGAUUGAUCAUUCCUUUAAAAUGCACUUUUCUCAUCUGAAUCCACCUUUCCACCCCUUUCUGCUUGCUCUUUUGUGUGCAUGUAUUAUAGCAAGUCUUUGGUUUGCUUUCUUUGGCUCCUGCACGUUGGAUCAUUUUAAGAAUACCCACCAGAUACACACACAGGCAUGCACACACAAAAUUCCAGGCUGAUUAGUACUCACCUGCAUUAGCACUUCAUUGGGCAAAUAUUCCAGUUUCUAGUGAGCUUGCUGAUCCGGGUGAUGUCCAUUGUUGAACUGGCAUGGCACUUUCUGUCAGUGAAAAAGGCGAUUUAAAGGGACUGUAAACCUUUUUCCUUAAGUAGAGGGAGGGCAGCUGGUUUUCCUGCACACUUACAUAGCCCACAUGAACACUCAGGUAGUAACUCGCAUGGUUGUGUGUCUAGAGGAGCUGACUAAUUUGUUGCUAACUUAGUGAGUGACGAUGUGUCACAACUCCUACCCAAUUCCUCUUUUUAACACACUGGUGGUAUAGGUCUGGCUCUCAAAAUAUUUUUUUCUAUCAUUGGGUGGAAGCUCGUGUUCAGGUGUGAACUCGAUCUUCAAAAACAUAACAUGGUGGUUUUUUGGUGGACCUAGAUGCUCGUAAUGGCGCGUGAUUUUAUAGCAAGUAGGUUCUUCAGCUACAAAAAAAAUGAAUCGCUGGGUAAAAUGCCAACUAUCUGAAUGGUGGUGGCGCUUUCCAUUUUUAACCAGUGCUGAACUGUUGCCAUAAAUACUAGUAGGGUGGUGUUUUUCAUUUUGAAGUACUCGAAAGCAGAUCUGCACUAAGUGACAUCUUAAAUACAAUGGGCAGAUGUUGACGGCACUUAAGUUUCCAUUGAUUUAAACAUGUUCUCAACUCUGCCACUGAAAUCAGUGGUGUAUGAAAGUACUAAUUUUUGCUGAAACAACUUCUGGAUUUUUAUAUUAUAGCCAGAAUAUAUUUUAAUAGCAUUUGCCUGGAGAGGAAGAAUAUAUAAAGCACAAAGUGAUGUAAGUGAGGCUUAUUUUUGCUUUCUGCUGCAGAUUUGAAUCCAUUCUUAGUUAUACACUGUGGCUAAUUGUGAAGACGGAAUUGAAUGUUGAAAUGGCCUAGCUCAGAGGAAGCAAACUUAAAAGUGAUUUCUGUUCAUUUCAGUUGGGGUUAAAAAUAAUGAACACUGUUUAGUAAUGAUACCCUGAAUUUUUUUAAUCUGUUCCUUUGCGGCAGAGACACUUGAUUUGAUCAGUAGCUAUAAUUUCAUAGAUUACUAAUGCAUAUGUUUCCAAUCCAACAUUUGGAUGCAGUCAUUCCAAGCAAGUCUGUCUGCAUGAUUUUAAAGUGGUAUUCUAAGAUGUGUAGGUUUUAGAUUUAAGACUCCAUGAUUCCUAUGCAUGCUUAAUCCUAGAAAUGCUGAUCAGCAAAGCUGCAGCCUUUUGUGGUCAUGCAAGACCUGGUCUCGUAACUAGAAGAGUUGUGUGGGAAUGAGAGAAUUAACCUUGUGUGAGUUAAGCAUGAAAAAAUAGACUACAUGUAUUCACACUAGUUUGAGUUAUAUCGUCAGUCCAUGUUCUAGGUAUCCUGCUGAUACGAUCGCAAGCAAGCUAACCUGCCAUGCCGGGUAAGGAGUCAUUUCAGAUAUUCUGGUUCUAAUUGCUUGCAAAUGUUUAAACAGUGGAUAAUAUCUAAUAAUAAUAAUAACAACAACAACAACAACAACAUCCAACUAAGUCACACUUGUCCAUUGAUUUCAGUAGGUCUACUCCUGAGUGUGAUUUCAUUGUCCUGUAUAUUACAUCAGAGGAUAAAAACUUGCUGCAGUUACUGAAUGAUGCCUUCUGUUAGCAUACUGUAAUCCCUGUUUUCCGUAAUCUGUUUACUAUUUCCCAUAGUAGAUAGUACCGGCAGUGGGCAAGUGUGGUGGAGCAAAGGCAUUUACCUGACUGCCCAGAACAGGCAUAGGCAAACUCGGCCCUCCAGAUGUUUUGGGACUACAAUUCCCAUCAUCCCUGACCACUGGUCCUGUUAGCUAGGGAUGGUGGGAGUUGUAGUCCCAAAACAUCUGGAGGGCUGAGUUUGCCUUUUGCCUGGCUCAGAAGGUGAGCCGCCGUUACAUUCUGGGAGUGGCGAUGGUGCAACUGCUGGUGCAUUUGCUCUGCGCUGCCCUCCCGGUUAAUGGCAGCGACUCAUCUGCCGGGAAGUCGGGCGAGUGCUUCCAUCCCACUAUGCCGUAUGCUGCUGAAUAGCAUUCACUGUAAGUUGUCUGUUGCAUUACGGUUUUGUUUUUGUUUUGUUUUUCAAAGUAGGCAUGCUGAGACCCAGUAAUAGAAAACAGUAAAACAAAUGGGGACCCUGCUUGGUCUCUGUCAGCUGCCUCCAAAAUAAUCGCAUUCCUGAUAAUCCUUAGCAGUACAAUAGUGAAUUAUUGUAUGGCACCUGUACCAAACUGCUUUGAAGCAGGUUAAGAUGAAUGGCUUGAUCUGGAAUGCUGUAAACGUGCAUGUUACUGUGAGAAGAGCAUACAUGUGACCUUUUUUGUAGCUUUUGUCCUCGAGUCCUACCAAACUUUUUGUGGGCAUGUUCAGGGAGGCAGGAGAGGAUAUAUUGUUGAUUACUAUCCUUUCUAAUUUGUGCUAGCAAGUUCCUUUACUUAUCAGAGUUUCAGAUUCCCCUUUUAAACGUAGCUGGUUGCAGGCUUGUGUAAGCCUUUCACUAUCAGGUUCCUGGUAAGUUCCCUUAUAUCCCUCUUAAAAGAAUAAAAACACGACAAUCUUAUUUAAUGUCAAUAAAAGUUUACUCACAUCAUCAGUUCACAGUUGGAUCCCUGAAGGCAGACUUAGUUACAAGUAUAUAAAUGUGGACCUACCCCAUAUGGGGUAUUAAUCCCAGUGACUGCAAGCUAGCAGUCACUGCAGUUCACACAAUGAAAGGAAGAUGGAAGAGACAGAGUGUGGCAGCAUGCCUUGUCCUUUCGUUACCUGAACAGGUAAGGUCACACCCACCUCUAGUCACAUGCAAAGGAAGGAUGCCCGAGCCAGGAGGAAACAGGAAGUUUUCGACUGGCUGGACCAAACAUUUCCCCGCAUGUCCACUCUAGGAGAACAAGGAAUGUUGUACUUGACUGCUACUUAUGUAUCACAUCCCACACUUUUCAUAUAAAAAGACUUCGUAACCCAACUGUAAGCAUAUUUGCUAUCACAAUCAAGUCCUGCUCAACUCAGAGAGGCAUUCUCUGAGAUAUGUGUGCAUAGGAUUGUAGUCUUUAGUUCAGGGAUGGGGAACCUGUGCCCUCCCUCGGCUGUCAGAUGUUGUUCGAUUCCCAACAGUCCCAGCCAACAUGGCCAAUGCGCAGGAGAAUGGGAGUUGUAGUCCAGCACGCACCUAAAGAGCCACAGGCUGCCCACACCUGCUUGAGAGUUUUCAGCAUAGGGACAGGAAGACUUGAAUCACUGGGAUGAGUUCAAGUAAGAGUUGUACAGAUUAUUGAUGGUGAGCAAAUGAGUUGCUAUCCACUCACCAUUAGAAGAAUAUACAGGUAGAACCCUAUAUAUACUGGAGGCUAUAUAUGUUGUUGGGUAGACUGGGUUUGGACUGGAAGUACCUGGGUUCAAAUCUCAGCUUGGCUGUGAUGGUGCUCUCUGGAUGACUCACUGUAUUUCAGUCUAACUUACCUCUCAAGAUUUUUGCAAGGAUUAAAAGGAGUAAACCUCACGUACACCUCAGUGAGUGUUUUGAAGCAAUGGUAGGCUACAAGUGUGAAAGAGAAUUGUGUGAGCCAGCACAAUUUAGUCCCCUUGCACUAAAUUAGAUCAAGGGAUGUUACAUCUCACUGAGAUGACAAGGUUUUUUUUUUUUUUUAGAGUUCUGCCAAACAGUAUUUCUUCCAAGAAGGAAAGACUAUUGAGGGAGCAGUUGUUCAUGCUACAUUUUUUUCAGGUGAUGCUGAAAGUCUGAGUAUCUUUGAAAAAUGCAAUUUUCUGCACUGUUGACUUGAACACUGUUGCCAGUCAUUUCAUAUAGAUUCUUCGGACUGGGUCUUUCACAGACAUCUUUCAACUUAAUCAUAGCAGUUGAGAUAUAGCUUGGAUUCUGUCACUUUGUAUUAUGUUGUUAAAGUGGGGUUCCUAAUUGGUGCAUGAGCUUCAUUUUAAUGAAUUUCAGUAAAAGAGUUGCUAUAGAUACUGUAUAACAGACGUGUUCCUAAACAUCAGUUAAGGUUUUACAUUCCGGUACCAUAAUAUCUGCCCGAAAUGUUGCCAUUUAUCACAGCUUGUGUGCUGGCACAAAAGCUGACAUGUCUCAUCUUGAGAACUUAAGGGUUCACAGCAAGCUUUAGGAUAAGGUCUUUAGGGCCAAUUUUAUAACUCAGAGGAAUCAAAUGGCAAAGCUUUUUGAGAAUUGUGCCUCUUCAGGCUGCAGGUUGGGGGCUGUGUGUUUGAAUGCUCUUGUGUGUGAGGAGAAAACCUUGCAACUAAGAAGGAGCAUACCGGGAACAAGUAUUCAGCCUAAUCUUGACGUUCUCUUUGUGAAAUUAACUUUGCUAACCUGUGGCCCUUUGUAUGGUGUCGGACUUCAGUUCCCACCUUCUUUGGGGUAGAAAGCAGUCAGAGUCCAACAGGGGACCAUUGGUAAGCGAUCCCUGGAGAAUAGAGCAGUGUAGCCCUCUCAGGUUGUUGGUCUACCACUUCAUGGCUUAGUACUGCCUAGAAUUUUGGAAAAUUUGAUUUAGCUACGAAAACUAAAGUGCUUGAUAAUUAAUUAUUGAAAAUCUGAGCGGGUUUUUUUUUGCGGGAGGGGGCAGUGUUAUUGUAGGUAUCACCUUGACUUUCCUUAUGAAGUGUUUCUCUCCCUCUCUAUUGAUUUCACUACCGGUGAUUUUUCAUUGUUACCUAAGCUUAGCCACGGUAACCCCAUAUUGAAAUGUACUCAAGUGAAGUAUUAGUUUAAAUGCAAUUGAGACAAGACAGUUUUAUUGUUAUAGCAAAACCUAGGUUGAUGGGUGGGUCCUGUGUCUUUAAUCAAAUGCACCCUUUUCAUAUCUUCCUACUAUAUUACAGUGGUACUUUGGUUUACGAACUUAAUCCAUUCUGGAAGUCCAUUCUUAAACCAAAGUGUUCUUAAACCAAGGCGUGCUUUUCCACAGCAGCAGGGGACUCAGUUUACAAAUGGAACACACUCAACAGGAAGCGGAACAUGUUCUGCUUCUGAGGCAAAGUUCACAAACCAAAACACCUACUUCCGGGUUUGCAGCAUUCUUAAUCCAAGUUGUUCAUAAACUAAGCUGUUCUUAAACCAAGGUACCACUGUAUACAGUUUCAGAACUAAAGGUUGUAAAAGGGGGAAUGAAAUGGUUUUUAUAGUUUCUGUAGAAUUAUAUAUUGAUGUCAGAUGUUGGCUAGCUGCCCACCUGAUUUCCCAACCACACUGUAAAUCCCAAAAGCGGUGGAUGCUGAUAACUGCAGAGUGGUGUCCCUACUUUGGGGGAAAGCGAUGAGAGGUGGCACAGGAAUUGCCAACCCAGUGACUGCCCAGUGAUCGGUGGUUGUGGCAUUGGAGUAGCUGGCAUGCUCCCAUCCGUAUUAGGGGAGGGAUACUCCAAUCGUCUCUGUGCUGGAGCUCCAGGUUCAAUGACCAAAACACUAUUUUCACCUCUUCAUUUGGUAAUUGACCUGUGUAACGGUAAACUUGGCUUUAUUAUUUACUUAAAUGGGUUGUCCUCUUGAGAUACACCUGCACAUCCAAGGGGAGCAUUCCAUAGCUGUAUGGCGAAAUUAAGAAGUUCUCUCAACCCUUCUUUCAAAACAACAGCUUGUAACUAUCCUGUGUUGCAAACAUAUAUAACUUCCAGGCUUGUAAGGUUUAUGAGGUGACUGUCCUGAGGCCCUCCAGACGCUGAACUGCAUGCCCCAUAACCCCCAACCAUUGGCUGUGCUGGCUGGGGCUGAUGGGAGUUGUAGUCCAAUAGGAUCUGGAGUGUCACAGGUUAGCUGUCUCUGGCUUAGGUGUAUGGGGAAAACAGCAUUUCGUCAGUGGGGGCAGUGUUAGAAACUCAGAUAUAUAAGCUUGGUGUCAAAUGGCUCCUGAAACCAGGUUUACAGUCGCCAAAAUGGAAGGCCUGGUUGCCAUUUUUUGUUUCAGUGUGACUUUUUGGUUCCUGAAAUUCAUUCUGAUUGUGCAACUGAAAUAUAACGGAUAGAAUUCUACAGGAUGUGUUGCUGGUGUGUGAAAGCAGUCAAGAUCCAAGGAUCCCCAGGCAUGUGCUUCCAGAUGGUAGAGACGUCAGGCACAGACAUCUUCACUUGGUUGCAAGUAGCUGAUAAAAAGAUAAAGGGACCCCUGACCAUUGGGUCCAGUCGUGGCUGACUCUGGGGUUGCGGCGCUCAUCUCGCUUUAUUGGCCGAGGGAGCCGGCAUACAGCUUCCGGGUCAUGUGGCCAGCAUGACUAAGCCGCUUCUGGCGAACCAGAGCAGCGCAUGGAAACGCCGUCUACCUUCCCGCCAGAGCGGUACCUAUUUAUCUACUUGCACUUUGACGUGCUUUCGAACUGCUAGGUUGGCAGGAGCAGGGACCGAGCAACGGGAGCUCACCCUGUCGCGGGGAUUCGAACCGCCAACCUUCUGAUCGGCAAGCCGUAGGCUCUGUGGUUUAACCCGCAGCACCACCCACGUCCAGCCAGAUGUAAAAUGCUCUGUGAGGGGUGGGGGGUAUGCCCUGGGAAUGUGUCCCAAAGAAGGCUAGAAGCAGCUUAGGCAGGGUCAUUCUCAUACAGCCAGUUAUUGCACAGUAACAAAGUCCUCCUAAACAGAGAUACUAGUUCGAACGCUCAAGCCUAUGGGACAGCCAGCAUCUGCAAAAAGUUUCCUGUUUGCUAGUAGUAAUAGCAAAGAAGGAGGGAGUUCAGUUGCAAGAACAAACGCAAACUUUUACUUGCUGAGGUUAGAGGUCCUUGAAAAAUUGUGUUUUAACAGUUUGUUUGGACAAAUGAAUAAUUCACUGGAAAUAGGUGUUUUUUAUGAUGGCUUGCUGGGCAAUCUUGUGCAUGUCUACUUGAAAGUAAUUGGGUAUUACCUUGUAGUAACUUCAAUGGGAAUUUGCUCAAUUGGAGUUCUGCUUAGGUAAGUGUGUAUAGGAUUGCAGCAUUGCAAAGGUUAAUACCUAAGCUUUCAUUCAUGAUUUCUGUAUUGAGUGGUUGGUUUUUGACAAAGAAUGUGUUCAAACAAUUGAGGGUGGCAUGUGAACAUACAUAAAAUACAGGACUUAAUAAAAAUGUGCCCAGCACUUGCCCAUUGUGGCUUUUCAUCAUCACUGUUCAUAAAGCAUAGAACUAGAAGUUGUUAAAAUUGAUGAUUAUAGACAUAAAGUUUUUUUUAAAACUAAUACUUCCUCUUGACUAAAUGUACAGCUUGAUUUGUGUUGUGUUGUGUCGUGUGUGUGUGUGUGUGUGACUGAGGAGGUAAAAUGUUAUACCUCGGGAAUUGUCUAAUGGUUUAAAUCCAUGUUUACAAGAAUAUUCCCAAUUCCUACUGCCAAACAGCAGUCAGCUGCCUCCCCUCUUUUUCUGUCUCUUAUGAACUGAGGGUCGUGGAUGACUUUUAUUUUACUGUAUGGCAGGUAGAGAUUUUAGGAUGGUAAUGUUGGUCCUGCUGUUGUUGCAAACAGUGGGCCUUUUGCCAAUGACUUCGUGGGAACAGGAUCAAAUCUCCCAAACUUUAUGUUGAGCGCUUAAGACUAAAAGGCGACUUGCCUUGUAUGUGUAUCUGAUUGUAGUGGCUUACAUCAACAUUCUCUGGUUUUUAUCACGCUGUAGAUCUUUAAUAGAGACUGAAGUGAACAUUCUUAAGUGGGAGGGAUAGGCAUUCUGGAAUGUAGAACAUUCUCAUGCUGAAAUUGUUUACAUGAAAACAAAAGAUUACAUUUAUGACUUUGUAAUCGGCGAUGUGCAAUUUUGUACAUGUUGUGUUAAAACUAAGUUUAUAAGAUACUGUAUGUAUAAAUACUUGACUGAGUAUUUGAUAUAAAUAUCAGAACAUUAAAAUGGCUUUAUAUUCAU
Podarcis lilfordi (Lilford's wall lizard) is the source of this 13771-nucleotide messenger RNA. Lineage: Eukaryota; Metazoa; Chordata; Lepidosauria; Squamata; Lacertidae. The record is from the annotation of a GenBank genome assembly.